AUGAAGGGAACUUCGAUAUUUCAAUUUAAGUCAUGGCCUAAGAUCCAUCAGCCGCUGCCAAGAACACCAAGAGAAUCUAAACAGCUCCUCGACGCGCUGACCUCUUCGUUUCGACGUCAGCUGGAUAAUGCCUAUCCAGCAACCAAUGCCCCCAGGCGUGAUGCCGAUCGGCCGCCCUUGAAUGCCAGUUCGUCUGUUCAUGCAACCGAUCAGCAUCUGCAGAAUAUAUUGGAGAAUCCGCUUUUUCGAAUUGUUCCUCCAAAGACAUACCCUCUCGACCGCCUUGCUCGGGAAAAUAAUAAACAGAAACGUCUCGCAGAAGACCCCAUGAGGGUUUUUGAUGAACGAGUAGCUUCGGGGACUGUGACCCUACCAGUUAUUUUCAACUGUCUGAUGUUCCAAUUUCGUCUCGUCAGUUCUUCUAGCGAAAGUGACACCGUCAAAGCGAUGAAGUCUUCUCGGGCCGGCUCAAAAGUGGUUGAGUGGUUUUGGGCCUCGGAUGGCGCAUCUCGACAGGAGCUACUGGGCUCAACCUCCGCGCUGCCAACUCUAGCCAAAUUCAUGGUUUCUGAGGGUCUCCAAGAUACCAUAAUCGAUUGGCUGAGGCUGAUCCUAUCGCGGGACCUUGGUGGUCGCGAUGGUCAAAUCACAGAAGCGGCAGCUCAAAAGUACUUCCGACAGCUUUUACUCAAUCUUGUUGAUGCGGAAAUGACUUACGGUGGUGGCUUCCCAUCUGCAUUGAAGUACUAUCUGCGAGUGUGUCAGAUCCAUGCUACUUCUCCCCACCACCAAUCGAGAGCGUCGGCUGUGUCUAUGCUGAUGCCUGCCGGUGCUCAUCUGAAUGGAGCUUCCAUGAAUACGAAGAUUUCUAGUGAGCAUGUCACGGCUUACAGCUACGAUGAAUACAAGGAAAUUGUGGCGAACCUUACCUCUACUCGAUCUCUGGUAUUUGCGAGUGUGGCAUUUUACCAUCCCCAUACUCCUGAUGUCCAGCCUCUGCUCCAUUUCGUUGAGAAGUUGACACCAGCUAAGGUAGCAGACUACUCCAAACCACGCCAAGAAAUUCUACUUCGCAUCACCUGCGAUGUUCUCCGUGUGUUGAUAGACCAGGAUAAGAUCCGAGAGGCUACUAUUCUAGCUCGUCACAUGCAACAGCUGCUUCCAGAACAGGCAACUCCUGCUCCUACUGAGGACCGUCGCCCGCCUGUCCCACAAAACACUGAUCAAGAUCUCCUCGAUCGUCUCGAGAUCAGCUUGGCUUGA
Penicillium chermesinum is the source of this 1263-nucleotide messenger RNA. RefSeq lists its product as uncharacterized. The transcript has a single exon. Bases 1 to 1263 code for a protein of 420 amino acids. Lineage: Eukaryota; Fungi; Ascomycota; Eurotiomycetes; Eurotiales; Aspergillaceae. The record is from RefSeq and is a predicted model, not a curated record.